UCUCGCGCGCAGUUCCAGCCUCACUCUGGCUCAGACUCAGCACAGUGCGGACGCGCGAGGCGAAGCGGAGCAGUGCGCGGAGAGCCGCGGACACACGGAGCGGAGCGGAGCGAGUCUCGGGAGCGCGCGGGAGCGCACGAGGAUGCGCGGUGUGUGAGAGAGAGACGCUCUGUGGGAGGAAGGCACGAGCGCUUCAGCGGCUCCAUCCGGGGGGACAGCAGGUGGAGGAACCGGGGACAUAUACAUAUAUAAACGUACAAACUACGCACGCGGACACGGACGGACGGAGGCGCGCGCGCGGAGAGAGAGGGGGACAAGCGGCUUGGCUUGGACUCGGUGGAGAAGCAGCCUAAAGAUGCUGUGCCGAGGUGUGGACGCUAUGGGGUCAGCACGGGCAGCGGCGGUGGCGGCGUGGACAGUGCUCCUCCUCUACUCUUGUGGCUCUUCCCUCGCUUCCAUCACCUAUCAGCUACGCGAGGAGCAGCCACCCAACACUUUGGUUGGAAGUCUCGCGGCUGACCAGGGACUGCCUGAUACCGGGCAUCUUUACAAGCUAGAGGUGGGUGGCCCCUACCUGCGGGUGGACGGAAAGACAGGGGACAUUUACACCACAGACGUGCCGAUUGAUCGGGAGACGCUGAAGGAUUGCCGGAACUUGUUUGAGGGGGAUCCCUGCUUCCUGGAGUUCGAGGUGUCCAUCACGGAUCUGAUGAAAGGCUCCGGGCCACGGCUCAUCGAGGGGCGCAUUGAAAUCCAAGACGAGAAUGACAACACCCCUCAGUUCCCCUCGCCCAUCCUAGAACUGGCGAUUCCGGAGAACACCUACGUCGGGGCGCACUAUUCCAUCCCUGUGGCCAUGGACAAAGACGCGGGAAGCAACGGGAUUGCGGAUUACAAGCUGAACUCCGGAUCAGACGCUAUGAACCUGUUCAGCCUGCAGGUGGCGGAUAAUACGGACGAAAAGGUGCCGCAGCUGAUCGUGCUUGGAAAUCUGGACCGCGAGCAGAGGGAUACCUACGAUCUUAGCAUCAAGGUGAUAGACGGUGGGACACCGCCGCGCUACAGCAGCGCCCUCCUCAGGAUCACCAUCACUGACACCAACGACAACGUGCCCAAGUUUGAACGCUCGCACUACGAGGGGGAAAUGGCCGAGAACACACCUGUGGGCCAGUCUGUUCUGCAGGUGAAAGCCAAUGAUGAUGACCUGGGAGCUAACGGUCAGGUGACCUACAGCUUUCACCAGCCAUCGCCCAACGUGCAGCGCCUCCUCCACAUCGACCACAACACGGGCAUCAUCCAGGUCAAAGGGUCCGUGGACCGCGAGGAGGUUCCUCUGCUCAAGUUCUCUGUCCAGGCCCGAGACAACGGUCCUCAGGCUAAGAGCUCCAAAGCGAUGGUGACCAUUACGGUGAAGGACAGGAACGACAACGCCCCAUCCAUCAGGAUUCGUGGCUUCGGCUUGGUUGCUCAUGAGGAUGGGAUUGCUAACGUUUCGGAGGACAUGCCCGUGGGCACCCCUGUGGCUCUGGUGGAGGUUUCUGACAAAGACGAAGGAGAGAAUGCCGUGGUAACUUGUGUGGUGGCAGGAGAUGUGCCCUUCCAGUUACGCUCAGCUUCAGCUUCAGACUCCACCAGUAAAAGGAAAUACUUUCUCCAGACCACGACUCCACUGGACUAUGAGCGGAUCAAGGAAUAUAGGAUUGAGAUUGUGGCCGUAGAUUCUGGCAAUCCAGCUCUGUCCAGCACCAACUCGCUGAAGGUGCAGGUGACGGAUAUGAAUGACAAUGCUCCGGUCUUCUCCCCAUCUCUCUAUGAGGUGGAUUUUGCUGAGGAGAACCAGCCAGGUGAUAAAGUCUUGGACGUAGUGGCUACAGAUGCUGAUAGUGGCACCAAUGCAGAGCUUCUCUACAGUAUCAUCACAGACUCUGCCACCAAGGGACUUUUUGAGAUCAACCCGAACACUGGAGAGGUUCGAGUCAUGAAUCAGCUGGAUCGUGAGUACAAGGAACGCUACGAGUUUCAUGUAGAGGCAGCUGAUAAAGGGGUGCCCAGCUUGAAGGGAACAGCCACAGUUGUGGUCAGGGUUCUUGACCGCAAUGACAAUGACCCCAAGUUCAUGCUGAACGGUUAUAGCUUCUCUGUUCUGGAAAACAUGCCUCCUCUUAGUCCGGUGGGAAUGGUCACAGUCAUCGAUGCGGACAAGGGCGAGAAUGCCCAUGUGCAACUGUCUGUAGAACCAGAAAAUGGCAAGUUUGUGAUUCAGAACGGAACAGGAACCAUCCUCUCUAGCAUAUCCUUUGACAGGGAGAAGGAAAGCACCUACACCUUCCGGCUGAAGGCUGUUGAUGGAGGAGACCCUCCUCGUUCCUCUUACGUUGGCAUCACCAUUAAUGUCUUGGACGAAAAUGACAAUGCACCCUAUGUAACCAAGCCUUCCAACUCCUCCUACAAGUUCCUGCAGCCCUUAACAAGCCCAGAUACUCGGGUGGAGAAAGUAGAUGCUGAAGACAUCGACACUGGGCUAAACGCUGAGCUUGUUUAUAGCAUUACUGGCGGAAACCCUCAUGGCCUCUUCCGCAUCUCUUCCACGGAUGGUGAGAUUACUCUCGCCAAAGAAUUCACCCGGAAGCACAAUGGCCUUCACCGCCUGGUGGUAAAAGUCAGCGACAAGGGCAAACCUUCCAGACACACGACUGCUCUGGUCCACAUUUUCGUCAACGAGACCAUCAGCAACGUCACUCUUGUGGAGUCACUGGUUGGCCACAGCCUCUACACUUCUCUGGACAUGGAUAUUGCUGGAGAUCCUUCGUAUGAGCGUGUCCAGAACAGUAACAUUGUGUACGGAAGCCUUGCAGGAAUUGCUGGGGUCAUCCUAGUGAUUGUGGUGGUGGUGGUUAUCAGGCACCGCUGGCAGAAGGAGACUAAGAGUGGGUAUCAGGCUGGCAAGAAGGAGACGAAAGACUUGUAUACUCCUAAGCAAGGUCCCAAAAGCAACAAGAGCAAGAAAGGCAAGAAGGGCAAGGCACCGAAACCAGCCAAGCCUUUAGAGGAGGACGAGGAGGCUAGCCUUCAGAAAGGCCUAAAGUUUAACCUCAUGAACGACAGCGUUGGUGACAGUCCUAGGAUCCACCUACCCUUGAACUACCCACCAGGAAGUCCUGAUUUGGGCCGCCACUACCGCUCAAACUCCCCAUUGCCCUCCAUUCAGCUGCAGCCUCAGUCCCCCUCUGCAUCCAAGAAGCACCAGGCAGUGCAGGACCUGCCGGCCACCAACACGUUUGUAGGAACUGGGGACAACAACUCAACCGGUUCUGACCAGUAUUCGGAUUACAGCUACAAGGCCAACCCUCCGAAAUAUAGCACCAAACAGUUGCCACACCGUCGAGUGACCUUCUCCACAGCCAAUCAGGCGCAGGACCUGCAGGACCCCUCGCAGCACAGCUACUACGACAGCGGACUGGAGGAGUCGGAGACGCCGAGCAGUAAGAGCUCGUCCGGGCCCCGGAUCGGCCCGCUCGCCCUGCCCGAAGACCACUACGAGCGGACCACGCCCGACGGCAGCAUCGGGGAGAUGGAGCACCCCGAGAACGAUUUAAGGUCACUGCCGGACGUGGCUAUGACGGGAACCUGUACGCGUGAGUGCACCGAGUUCGGACACUCCGACUCCUGCUGGAUGCCCGGGCAGCCGUCACCAAACCGCAACAAAACCGCAAGCAAGGGCGGCCCCAAACUUUCCACGUUCGUGCCUUACCAGGAGAGGGAGCCGCAGGACCAGCUGAUGGCCAACGGGAGUCCCAAGCCUAUCGGGGAGGAGCACGGCGGGGGGAGCAAGAUGGGCACCAUCCGCUUCCUGCCUCCGUACACCAGUGCCUACUCUGCGGGUGGCGACGCGGGCAAAGACUGCCCACUCGAGGAGAUCCCGCUGAGCCAGACGGCGGACUACCCGUCGGCCACCACUCCGUCCAGCCAGGGCUCCAAGAGAGAGAUCUACCUGUGAAGUUUCCCGCUUCUGCCUGCGGGUUGCCCUUACCUGACGCGACAGGUGCACUCACUACCUGCGUUCCGCUCUGCCUAUAGGAGGAGGGAUCCGAAUCGCCUCCGAAAGUCACCUCCGACACCCCGACCCUCGUUUCUACCGUCCUCCUCCUUCACCCACCUCCUCUGUGUUUUUGGACGAAGAAUCCCGUUUUAUACAACGUCAUGUAGAAAGCCUAGCCAAUCAGAGAGUCUGUGUUUGUGAAUAUCGUACAAAGGAUACACACUUUUCAAUCAAACUUCUUCUGCCGAGAGAAUGUAAUUACAGUACUGUUUUUAUCCGAAUUUGUGAUAAUUUAACGUAAGCUGUAUAGGUAAAGUUUGCUUUUUUUCUCUUUCGUUACUUUUUUAGACUCUUAUUUUGGUUAACUAAGGACAAGCUUAGUUAAGAGUAUGUACACUGAAGACCUGUAUAUGUAUACACACACGCACACACACACACACACACAUCAGUCACACAUCAGGACUGUCGCCCACCAUGCAGUGGACUGCCUGCCCGUAGGGGGCGAUGUGCAUAACAGUUCAUAAUGCUGCCGCCGAUUUGACGUUUGGUGAUCAACGUCAAACUGGACACCCUUCCUUGAGCACGGAAAAAGUCUUAAAAGUGUUUCCGGCAGCAGGAAACUUUUUACUCGCUGGGGUUUACCCCCCCCCUCAUGUACAGUGAUGUAAAUAUACAUGACAUUUGGUCCGAAUUCAAAGCGACCAGCCUGGGAGACAUUAGCAUUAGCACUGGCUGGAUUCAUCACAGUAGAGAAGAAGAAUAAGAAGAAGUAGAAGAAGAAGAAGUAGACCACCAUAACCCACAAGCAUCGCCCAAACACACUCGGGAUUUGGAUUUAAACCAAAACACUGGGGGAAAACAAAUGGAAAACAGCAGGUCAGUCUAAUGCGAUUUGUCAGAUUUGAAAAGUUGCCACCGCUACCAUCCGCGGAUUCAGCAGGACUUCUACGGAGAGCAGGUGGCUCCAUCAGACACUUUUCCACCGUCUCUCACGUGUCAUUGCUGUGAUCUUUAACGGCCAGGGAGGCGCCACCGGUUUUCGCUUGUGCGGCAUCUUAAAUCCUGACUGUAAGAAACAAUCUGACGGACCACUCUGUCCUCGUCGCUCUACCUGUUCCCCAAAAAUUGCUUUUAUGUGUGAAAGAAUGCUUCAGAGACUUGUCGUAAUUGGCUGGAUGGUUGGAUGGUUGGAUGGUUGAAUGGAUGGAUGGAUAGAUGGAUACAUGUCAUGGUCGGUGGAUCAAUCUCAGACAAUGUUUAAUCAUGAAGUGUAUUCAUCACCAGAAGGUUCCAUUGCGUUAAUCAAAGCAGUACAGCUUGUACUACAGUGUGUACAGUGUAGAACAAUAAAUCCACUUUAAAAUUUGUUUAAAGUUUGAAGAUGUAAGAGCUAGCAAAACCCUCGCACUUGAGGCUAACGUUGUAGGAUUAGAACCCUCGGGUCUAGAGAAGAGUUAGAACGCACAUUCAUACACACCCUCAUCAACGAAUCAUCAGCAGGUGAUUACUGAACGAUUACAGAAUCAUCUCGCAGAGAAGGUUCUUGCUCCAAGACUCCUUAAAAACACCAUAGAGCUUCUCAUUUUGAGGCUUAUUACUUAUUACAAACACGUGAGAAAACAGAGCUACCGGUACUGUUAUAGUUACGUCAGCUGAUAUCGGGGUGGAGGUUUGGACCUGCUGGUGGGGCUCAGAGUUCUGCAGGGGUUAAUGUGGUAUUAAUAACGUGUGACGGCGACAACAGUGGUGGCUGCGGCAGCACUGCGAGAUAACAGAAGCUGAGAUCAGUGGGAAAACUGAAGAAUACGCCACACGCAAUCUGCCAUAAGUGACCCCAACGUGGACCCACCUGUCCUCCAGUGUGUGUCCAGUACUGGGACAGACUGACCAGUGCCCUUUGGAUGGUGGAAAGUAGGAAAGUACAAACAAACCCAGAACGUUAUUGUAACUUCAUUUAACUUUCCUAAUAGUUUCAAACUAAUUCAAGGUGAAAUUUCAGCAUCGCGCACUUUCAAUCUGUUUAUCCUAAUGUCUAUUAAUUUAUUAAUUAAACAGAAAAACAAUGCAAACCUACACUAUUCUUACUUAACAGGAGUGAGGAACAGAUGCUAAUCCCACCUACUACUAGAGUUCGAAAGGUCUUCAUAAAAUGCAAUACCAAUGUUAAUCAUAAUCAGUAAUUUCAACCAGUUUUCAAACUUAAACAAAGAAAAAAACAUUUGGAUGCUUUAACAAUUCUUUACAGAACCUUUUUUAGUGUUGGUGCUUCAUUAUCUAGUUCAUAUUAGUGUCAAAUAGGGUUCCACUAUUGUAACAGAUCAAAGAACCUUUAUUGCUAAAGGUUAUGUCCACUUUCCACUUCAUUUUUUUUUUAUCAAGGAAGUUUUUUAAGGAACCAAAAGUGUUUUUUUUUUUUGGCUUCUAGAAACAUUUGAAUUGAUUUUUCUUUUUUUUCAAGUUUUAUCCCUUUUAAAUCCCCAAAUUGGUCAACAACCCCACCCACUCAUUAGUCCCCACUGUCAUGCGUCGUGUCUCCAGCUCUGAUACAUCAACAGAUGCCUGUACUCACCAACAUUACAUGAGGAGUAAUGACGGGAGAUAGCACCAACCUACUGUACCCACCCAUAAAGAGCAUGACCAACUGUACUCUCUCAGACUCCGGCUGCUGAUGGAGAAGCAACACGACCCGGGAUUCAAAUUAUGAUCCCGCAAUCCUCAGGUGAUAGUGGCAGCACCUCUUUUUGGAAUCUUGGUUGUUUAACAAUAUUUGGUCAAAAAUAUCUAAAUAUAUUAAAAAAAAGGUUAUUUGUAAUGUUAAUCUAGUGGAACCCUCUUUGUUGACAUGGAAUCAUUUUGUAAAAGCUUCUUUAAAGAAAGAUCUGCAGAGCCUUUCUAUCAGCAUAGAGAGCCAUGUAAACCUGUGAUUGGUUCUUUAAAGUAUUCUGGUUUCAUACAGACUGAAUAAAGCUUUCACAGAGUGAUGCUAAGAUAACAGAAGCUAGCACCGCUCCCCUCUGUACCGCUAAAGCAGAGUAAACACAGAAUCCCCCCGCCAUCACUCCCCCCGUGUCCGGGCCGUCACCCGACGUGCACCAGUUCAUCCAUUUCCUGUCAGAAUUCCUGUUUGAUCAUUUACAGAUCAAACACCGGACUGUCUAAUGCAGUCGCUGGGAUCAGCCGAGGUCCGGCCCGAGCAAACAGGCCAUUUCUCUCAGUGACAGAACCAGCAGCCCGAUAGCAGCUUCUCAACCUCCGGACCGGCACCGCUGGGAGGGUUUAUCACAAACACAGGUCUGGAAGAGUCAUACUCUAUGUGGCUGAAGCUCCUGUUCAAUCUUUUCUAAUAAAAAAUAAAUAAAUUUGGGGAUAUUUCUAAAAAUAAACCAAUUUCUAAAAUAUAACAGUCCCAUGUUAAUCAUUCAGCUCAGCGGAAUUCCUUCCAAAUCUUAACUUUGUGACUUAGGGUGCUCUCACACUAGGCAAUCCAUGCCAGGCACAGAUGCACAUCAGUAAGGCACGAUUUGAGCACAGUACGCAUGCAGUGUGAGCGCUAUCCGCACCCAAGCAUGGAACAAGAUGACGUCAGUGAUGCAAAGUUCCUGUUAACAAACAUAGCGGUGUUGUGCCGAAUUCAGCACCCCCGCCAGAAAAAGCACCCCCUCUCGGGAGUACACAGUAUGUCGCAAUGUAUGGAACCGUGACUUCAGCACCAUGCAACCAAACCAUGCUUAGUGCGAGAACACCCUAACAGUAAUUCUGUUGUUAGAUUUGCUGGAUUCAAUCCUAUUCUGUAUGAAUUGGAAAUACAGUAAAUCCAACACCAUUUUACUGAAAUCUAAACACAAUAUAUAUAUAUAUAUAUUUCUUUAUUCCAUUUGUAACUGAAUUUGUAAUGAUUCAAACCUGAACUCAAUUUGGCUCACCGAUGAUUCUCAUACACACACACACACAGUGUUUGCGGACAAGUGCGCUUGUUUUAGGAAAUGAUACAGAACAUUUAGCUAAUUUUAAGAACUUAUUAAUAAUUUUACAUUUCAAACAAUGAUGCAGAAGAUUUGAGUAAUUUGAAUAAAUUAUGCAAAACCUAUAGUUAAUUAUAUGUAUAAUCAGUAAGUAAUAAUUCUAAUUUUAAUAAAUGAUGCAGAAUGUUUAGGUCACAUUAAGGAACAAUGCAGAUGUUUAUUUUUGCUCAUUUUAAGAAAUGAUGCAGAAUAUUUGUCCAUCGUACAGUUUAUAUUACCUCUCUUUUUUAAUCACUCCAGCUCCUCUUCGGCUCAUCACUGAUACUCACACACACUUACAGCAAAGUGUUUUUGUGUGUGUGUGUGUGUGUGUGUGUGUGGAUGCAAACGCUUCCUGACAGUUUAGGCAGUGUUGUGCUCCCGCUGGGAAAACCUGGAGUUUAUCCCUGGAGAGCGACUGUCACAGAUACUGCAGGGAGAUAUCAGUCUGGGGGGAGUGUGUGUGCGUGUGUGUGUGUGUGUGUGUGUGGAAACUGAAAAAAACACCACAAUAAGACAUCCACGUAUUGUCUUUAAAGUUAAACCAUUGUCUCACACAGGCACACACACACACAUAUGCACACGCACACACACACAAUGCUAUAGUGUGUAUGUGUGUGUGUGUUCUCCAUCUGUUUAAACACUUUUUUUGCAUCCUGAUGAAGCGGCAGCAGCUUGCUGUGUGAGCUCUGGUGCAGAACACAUUCCACUGACUGACAGCUGUGUGUGCUCGUGUGCAUGUGUGUGUGUGUGUGUGUGUGUGUCCUACUCUUGCGCUUUCCGUGAUUUAACAAAGAAAUGACUCAUUAAGGUGGAAACAGGAAACGUGCUGUUGAUACAGUUCGUUUUAAUCAGGCUGCAGAGUGAACACAAUCUGAAUUAUUCCACUUCUUAAUUCAGAUUUGAAUAUGCUAAUGUGAACACUGCAGUACUGAACCCAAUUAUAUGUGAAGGAAAAACAGCAGCAGGUCAGGGGGAGGAGCUUUGGACAUUUCACCUAAAGCUGCUGUGAUGUCCUCUCUGCAGUGGGUAACAGUGUUGGGUGUGUGUGUGUGUGUGUGUGUGUGUGUGUGUGUGUGUGUGUGUGUGUGUGUAGAGUACACUCCAUUACCACGGCCCAUGUUUUCAUCACGCUUCCCUGAACUUAGACAAGAACACAAAACUGGACCCAGAACACUCAGAAUCGAGCCCAGUGGGCCGCUGCAGAGUUUAGAGAUGGGCUGUGCAGUGUUUCUGAAUGAGUUCUGGAUUUGUAUAUCUUCAGCUCGUCCCUUAUGUAUUAUAAGAUACAGCUCUGUAAAAAUUAAGAGACCACUUCAGUUUCUGAAUCAGUUGCUCUGAUUUUGCUAUUUAUAGGUAUAUGUUUGAGUAAAAUGAACACUGUUGUUUUAUUCUAUAAACUACAGACAACAUUUCUCCCAAAUUACAAAAAAAUAUUGUUAUUUAGAGCAUCUAUUUGCAGGAAAUGAGAAAUGGCAGAAAUAACAAAACAAGAUGCAGAGCUUUCAGACCUCAAAUAAUGCAAAGAAAACAAGUUCAUGCUCAUUUUCAAGUUUUAGGAAUUCAGAAAUCAAUAUUUGGUGGAAUAACCCUGGUUUUUAAUCACAGUUUUUUAUGCAUCUUGGCAAUUUCUCCUCCACCAGUCUUACACACUGCUUUUGGAUAAUUUUAUGCCUUUACUCCUGGUGCAAAAAUUCAAGCAGUUCAGCUUGGUUUGAUGGCUUGUGAUCAUCCAUCUUCCUCUUGAUUAUAUUCUAGAGGUUUUCAAUUUGGUCAAAUCAAAGAAACUCAUCAUUUUUAAGUGGUCGCUUAUUUUUUUUUU
This is a messenger RNA of Astyanax mexicanus (Mexican tetra), 9862 nucleotides long. RefSeq names its product protocadherin 1b (gene pcdh1b). The coding region runs from base 356 to 3997 and encodes 1213 amino acids. NCBI's taxonomy places the organism in Eukaryota, Metazoa, Chordata, Actinopteri, Characiformes, Acestrorhamphidae. The transcript has 5 exons. Gene Ontology annotation, biological process: homophilic cell-cell adhesion. Gene Ontology annotation, cellular component: plasma membrane. The record is from RefSeq and is a predicted model, not a curated record. Gene Ontology annotation, molecular function: calcium ion binding.